Centruroides sculpturatus (bark scorpion) is the source of this 2156-nucleotide messenger RNA. Its product is annotated as transcriptional regulator ovo-like. The record is from RefSeq and is a predicted model, not a curated record. Lineage: Eukaryota; Metazoa; Arthropoda; Arachnida; Scorpiones; Buthidae. Gene Ontology annotation, cellular component: nucleus. The transcript is spliced from 5 exons. Gene Ontology annotation, biological process: epidermal cell differentiation; regulation of transcription by RNA polymerase II. The coding region runs from base 539 to 1330 and encodes 263 amino acids. Gene Ontology annotation, molecular function: RNA polymerase II cis-regulatory region sequence-specific DNA binding; DNA-binding transcription factor activity, RNA polymerase II-specific.
ACAAUUCAUUUCUUAUUACGGUAUAAAAAAUAAAGUGAAGGUGUAUUUUUAAAAGGUAAGGCAUAACGCAAAUGGAAAUUACGAUAUUUGGCUUUCUACCCGGAAGGUGUCUUUCACGACGAUGGCGUAACUGUUAGAGCAACAAUGGAACGGAACCGUCCGUUAUAAAGAAACUAGACACUUUCGCUUUUCAAGGUGACCCUUCUUCUACCCGGUGGCGGUACUAGUUUUCAUAAACCGGGCGUUGUCGUUGUUGAUGUGCCACGUGCUACUUUCACAAAAUCUUAUCAUUCUGAUCACUUUGGGAUCAAUCAUGACCAGUUCGACUGAAUUAAAAUCUGGUUUAUUUAAAUAUCAUUAUUGAUUGUCUACUUUACACUACUGCAUUCAUUUAAGAGAUGAUUCUCAAUGUUCAACUGACAGCUGGCAAGUGGUGGAUCGUAGCAGACCCGUUUCUCACACUCCUCCAAUUUCUCCCCCGCCUCUUAGUCCGGAAAGGGUAUCAACUACAAACUACGAUCCAAAACUGAUUGAAAGAAUGCGACUUACCAUCACAUCUCUUCCUGUUCGUCUUUCUUCUCUUCCAGUACCUGUGAUAAAAAGUGUUCCAUUACAACCACCAUCUCCCGACAGCGAUAAUACCCAAAAUUCUGAAGAAUUUUCAAAAGGAUUACAUCCAGCUUUAUCAUCUCGAAUAUCAGAACUUCAACAAAGGCUAGGGCUUCCUUCAAAUGUGUCUUUGGAAUUCGUCAAUGGAGGACACGGAAUUAAAAAUCCUAUGUUAAGAUCUGAUGAUAUGCGAGACGAAACUAUAGACGAUCCUAAACAAAUAAAUAAAGUAUCUGAAGACAACAGGUUCAAUUGCCAGAUAUGUGGCAAAACCUUUGGCCUGCAACGUCUGUUAAAUCGUCAUCGUAAAUGUCACAGUAACAUGAAGCGUUAUCUUUGCACGUUUUGUGGAAAAGGUUUCAACGAUACUUUCGAUCUCAAAAGACACACCCGAACCCACACAGGUGUUCGGCCCUACAAAUGUAGUCAGUGUGAGAAAUCAUUCACACAACGCUGUUCUCUCGAAUCUCAUAAAUUAAAAGUUCACGGAAUUCAACAUAACUAUGCCUACAAAGAAAGGAGAGCUAAAGUUUAUGUUUGUGAAGAAUGUGGUCACACCACAAGCGAACCCGAAGUGCAUUAUAUUCAUUUGAAGGAAAAUCAUCCUUACAGUCCGGCGCUUCUCAAAUUCUACGAUAAACGUCACUUCAAAUUUACAGAUUCGUCUGCACCCAUCAUGUGUUUAAGAUUAGCAACUUCUCAAGCGUGCAAAGAAACCUGAAUCUCUGCUCAAUUUCAUACGUGUCUUUCCAUUCCUUGCUGCAGUGUGUUUCAAAAGUAGUUUUACUUGUUAGGGGGAGAGAAAUAUCUAGUUUAUAUUUUAGGUAAUAGAUGGCAGUACAGAUCGUCGUAAUAUUUUUAAUAUUUUUCGGAUAAAUAUUAAUGGAUCGUCAAUAUUUUUGUAAUAAUAUUUUUAAUUUAAAGCGCUUUUAUUUGUCUCUUAUUUUUAAAAAAAAAAUAAAAUAACCGAUACUGCAGAUUAACUAAGCAGAUAAUAAUAAUAAUAAUAAUAAUAGAGGAGGUCUCUAUUUUGUAAAUAAUUGAACGUCGUAAGAUUCCUUCAUCCUUUCAAAGAAUGAGGUACACAAUCUCUUAGAGUAUGGAAAUGGUAAUUUGGGUCCUUUUACGCUUUUGAAACACUCUGUAUUAUAAUGUACAUACAGUAUUUUAUGUAUCUCCUAAUGAGUUUUGAGUACAAAACUACUAUUUUUUGAUCUUGCUGAGAAUUUAUUUGUUGUUGUUUUUUCAUAAAACAUUCCAUAAAAUAUUUUUUAUAUUAAAAAAAAAAACUCUCUCAAAGUGGCUUCCCUAAAAAGUACAAUUUAUUAUUAUUUUUUUAAUAUAAUUGGAUCGCUGUUCUCUUUCUAUUAAAAAUUGUACAAAACUUCCUGAAAGGAGAAAAGCAUCCUUAUAUUUUUUAACAAAGUCGUUCCUAUUUAAUUCUAAUAUUGAAAUGUUGCACCAUUUACAAAAGGGAUAAGCAAAAAGUGCCUUUGUCUUAACACUAAUAGAAUUACUGGACAACUGUAAAUAAACUUUUUUUUUUU